GAACACAUUAGGCCAAGCACCAUCAGGGGAGCAGGAAAGCUGACGUUUCGGGCCUGGACCUUUCUUCAGAAAUGAUUCCUGAAUGGAGACAACUUGUCUGUUGAGCUGCAUUAGCCUUUCGCAACCAGUGGCCUACUGAUAAGGCAGAGCGGCGGGACGGAAAUAAAGUAUCUUCACGGCUCAGACGUAGAUGUUUGACCUUCUUGAACUUAUGCAGUUCAGAUGGUGUAGAUGCAGCGUCACUGAAGCCUUAUAAUGUCCAAGGAGGCCUCUGGGCCCAUGUUGCCUGCACUGUCUCUCCAAUGAGCAUUAUGGCCUACUGCCAUCUGCUUGAUUUUUUUUGCCUGUAUCUUUGCGCAUCGUUUACCUUUGAGUAACCCUAAUGCAUUACUGAAUGCCUCAAUUGAACCUGCCUCUACUGCACUUUCAGGUGGUCUAUUCCAGUCACAAAUCACCCAUUAGGUGAUACAGUUUUAUCUUGCAUCAGACCUGUUCAUUGAUGUGUUCUGAUCUACAAUGCUGACAGAUAAGAAGUUAUUCACUCAAUGAUGAUGAAGUAAUGGUAUCAUGUACUAACCAGCAAUAACAACCUGUAUUUUACCAUGAUUACAAGGCUACCACAAGGAUAGGAUUUGCAGUCGAGCAACUAAACCAGGUGUCCUAUCAGGAUCUGACAGUCACCCAAUUUGUCUUGACCUGAAUAUCAUUGGAUUUUGAACAUGGAAGAAAACGGCACUGUUCACAUUGGAGAGAAACCAUUCACAUGUUCUACGUGUGGACAAGGAUUCACCCAAUCGUCUGGCCUGUCAAAACAUAAAUGCAGCCACAGUAGGGAAAAACCAUGGAAAUGUGGAGACUGUGGUAAGGGAUUUAUUUCCCCCUCAAAGGUGGAAAUUCACCGGCGCAUUCACACUGGGGAGAGGCCGUUCACCUGCACCAAGUGUAGGAAGGGGUUCACGCAGUUAUCUGAUCUGUUGACACACCAGAGAAUUCACACUGGGGAGAGGCCAUUCACCUGCUCUGACUGUGGGAAAGGUUUCACUCAGUUCACCCACCUGUUGACACACCAGCGAGUUCACAGUGGGGAGAAGCCAUUCACCUGUUCUGACUGUGGAAAAGGAUUCACUCAGUUGUCCAAUGUGCUGAGACACCAGCGAGUUCACACUGACAAGAGACCUUUUAAAUGCCCGGAUUGCGGGAAGUGCUAUAAAAGUUCUGAGGAACAAAUGUCCCAUCAACGUGUUCACACCAACGAGAGGCCAUUCAGGUGCUCUCACUGUGGGGCUGGCUUCAAGCGAUCAUCUCAACUCACUCUACACCAGCGAGUUCACACUGGAGAUAGGCCGUUCAUUUGCGCCACGUGUGGGAAGGGAUUCACUCAGUUAACUCAUCUGCUGACACACCAGCGAAUUCACACUGGGGAGCGACCAUUCGCCUGCUCUGAGUGCGGAAAGGGAUUCACUCAGCUAACCCACCUGCUGACCCACCAGAGAUCUCACACUGGGGAAAAGCCAUUCACCUGCUCUGAGUGUGGCAAGGGAUUCACUGCCUCAUCCAUUCUGCAGGCACACCAGCGAGUUCACACGGACGAGAGGCCAUUCAGGUGCUCUUACUGUGGGACAGGGUUCAAACACUCAUCGCAACUCACUGUACACCAGCGUCUUCACACUGGGGAGAGGCCAUUCACUUGCUGUGAGUGUGGCAAGGGAUUCACUCAGUCAUCCCAUCUACUGAGACAUCAACGAGUUCACAAAUAACUGCAGUGAUUGAAUUUUGUUCUGAACUGAGACGCCCUCAAGGGGUUUAUUAUUGACAAUUAAGACAUACUGUAUAGGUUUUCUGACCUUAAACAUAAUAGGCACUGAAACCCGAUGAGAUGCAACCCAGGACACUGAGGGAGGCGAGAGUGGAAAUUGCAGAGGCACUGCUGUAAUUUUUUGAUCUUCCUUAGGCAGGUGCCAAAGAUCAGAAGAAUUGUAAACAUUGAGCCCAGUUGUAAAAAUCUUCUGGAAAUUUUCAUUAGGGGUGAAUUGAAAAUCGUAUCAAUAAUUACUGGUUAAUUAAUCAGAGUUAACUAGAAUUUUGCCUUAAAAUUAAUGCUAAUAAACUUUUUUCAUAAAGCUAGCAAUGCUGAUCAGGGCAAUACAGUUGAUGCGGACUUCCAAAAGGUAUCCGAUACGGUGCCACACAACAUAUCUGUGAACAAAGUUAGAGGUCGUGGAAUGAAAGGGGCAGCAGUGACAUAGAUACAGAAUGGGCUGAGUGACAGGAAAGAGAAUAGAUGUGUUCAACUGGAGGAAUGUUUGUAAUGGAUGUGUCAUGGUCAGUGUUGGGACUUUUGCUUUUCCUCAUAUGUACUGUCACAGUACAUUUUAAACCAACUUUUAUGUAUCCAUCUAUAUUUACUGACUUUUUAAAACAUAUUAAAUGGCCUGAAAAAGCUCUACUCAUGCAACUGGAAUAAGCAGUAACUUUGACUUCUAAACAGACUUCUACAAAGUUACCCAGACAAUCAACAGCAAAUGUACCUCCUUGUGUCAUAAAUGGUCAAAAAAAAAGCUCGUUGUGUCCAACAAAAACCCCAGGACAGAACAAUUGCAGUUACGUCUGUCCUUUAAGGAGAACUGUCGAUCACUCCACUUAACCUGUAAGAUGGAUCAUCAACCCUUGUUUAAUCAAUUGUACAAGCCUUUGUCUCAAUUCCCUUUGUCUCUGUUUACUUUGCCGAGAAGGCUUGGUCACAAUAUGCAUCCAGUGACGAAACCAACUGCUUUUUAAUUAUUCAGUUUUGAAACUGUAGUCGGUUAAGGGAUGAAUGAUGUUUCAUAAUUUGUUUACUGGUGACCUCAACCCUCCCCUGCACCACCAAGUCUGGGCUGCAAAGGUCAAGCCUCUGGCCUGUGUAAAAUUAGGCAGAAAUCUGUAUUUGUGUUCUCUGCAAAAAUUAAUGUUCUUUUGUGAAAACAUCAAAUUAGAAAUUACAUUUCAGGAAUAACCCCCAGAUGCUCUUUGAAGGAUUUUUUAUUUAAAGAGAAAAAACUGCUUACAACUCCUGAACUUUUGACUAGCCACCCCACUACGUAGAAAGGAACUGAAGACUUCUGACUCCAGCUCUGGACUUUUUAAACUCUCUCUUAAUGGCAAGACAUUGAUAAAGUGGGGGGUAGACCAUGGUUGCUUUUGUACCUAAAGUGUUAUUAAUUUGAUAAUCUCGAUCUUUUUUGAUCAGAUCUCUCUCUGCAUGCUUGUAAGCUUGCCAGUGUAGCAAAGUACCUCUUCUUUACCCUCCCUACUACAACUGGGUCUGAGCUUGUCUGAAUUAAACUCUACCUCUACUGUUA
Messenger RNA from Stegostoma tigrinum, 3341 nucleotides. Its product is annotated as zinc finger protein 239-like. NCBI's taxonomy places the organism in Eukaryota, Metazoa, Chordata, Chondrichthyes, Orectolobiformes, Stegostomatidae. The transcript has 3 exons. The record is from RefSeq and is a predicted model, not a curated record. The coding region runs from base 720 to 1757 and encodes 345 amino acids. Gene Ontology annotation, molecular function: DNA-binding transcription factor activity; RNA polymerase II cis-regulatory region sequence-specific DNA binding. Gene Ontology annotation, biological process: regulation of transcription by RNA polymerase II.